Molecule: messenger RNA, 2430 nt
Organism: Durusdinium trenchii
Lineage: Eukaryota; Dinophyceae; Suessiales; Symbiodiniaceae
Source: the annotation of a GenBank genome assembly
AUGGCAAUACCUCCUCACAUGUGCUUCAGGUUCUGUGCACAGAGAGGCUUAGACCUCUUUGGAAUCCUGGGUGGUGAAUGCCGCUGCGGAGCCUCUGUGUUGAACGAGGACGUUUGGCAUUGGGAGACUCCCCAGCCAGGCUUAACCUUGCCCUGGAGUGAGCUGGAGAAAUGCAGCGAGACCUCUGCUCGUGCCUAUCGCUACACCGGUCACUUUGAGGAUGGCUCCAUCUCAGCAGCACUGAUCUCCAUGUCACAGGAUGAUGUGGCCUACGUGGACUCUGUGGCGAAGGGGCAGAAGAUCUCUGCCGAGGAAGAGGAAGAUGUGGUCAAAGUUACCCAGGCCGAGAUCGACCCCGAGAUCAUGAUCGACCCCAAACCGCCAGCGCCCGCACUUCUGCAGGGCCGAAGUGGUCGAAAUGAGUGCCCGGUGAGCGGGACUUGCCCGUGCGGAAAUCCGGAAUAUCCAUGCUACGCCUACUAUACAGCAGGUGGAUUUUGCGCCUGUUUCAAGAUCAACGGCGAUACCACUCCUGAGAACUGCGCUGGGUUUGGGGGCACCUUCUGCGGUGAGACGACGACCACCACGACCACCACCACAACCUACACAGGGCCUCCGACCACUGCGACGACCACCACCACUGCUGAAGGUCCACCAGACGGGAUUGGCUGGAGCCGUUCCGGACCACAGAGCAGUGGGGGAACUCGUUGGCCCUCACGGAGUAGUGAGAAUCCUGGAUCUGGUGCAGAUGUGUGGCAGGAGUAUGUGGAGAUCAGGUACACCUUCGAAUCUGGCCUGGACAGCACCCGGAAGAAUGCCUUGCGGCAAGCGGUGGAGAUCUGGAGAGACGCCACAUGCAUCAACUUCAUCGAGGAAUCGAGCCCGGCGAGGCCGUAUGUGACGGUGGGCAAUUUCGACAGUGGCAGCUGCUAUGCGACUUUGGGGUAUUAUGGCACGAACACCAACUAUAGAGUCAAUCUUGGAUGGUGCAAUGGUGAACGUCAUAUUGGCAGCAUGGUCCAUGAACUGGGGCACAUUUUGGGGAUGAGCCACGAGCAGCAGAGACCCGAUGGACCAGAAACCUUCUACGGUAAAGGGCCGCAUUUGACUGUCUUCUGGGACAACAUUGAUCAGUCCUGGUGGUCCCAAUACGAGCCGAACGACCGGGUCUAUACGGGCUCAAAGAACGAUGGCACUGGCGAUCCUCAUGUGGGCUAUGCUGACUAUGACUUCGAAAGUAUCAUGCACUACGGUGGUGGUUCAGCCUUCGACACAAUUCCGACAAGCAAAGAGUCGCUGGUGGGAAACCGCAACCAACUAUCCACAGGCGAUAUCUCGCAGAUCUUAGACCUCUACCAGUGUAAGUCGACAGACACAACGACCACUACCACCACCACUACGACCACCACAACGACCACCACGACUACAACCACCACAACUACAACCACCACAACUACAACAACUACCACAACUACCACUACAACCACCACAACGACAACUACAACGACCACGACAACGACCAUGACAACGACCACCACCGCCACCAGCACCACCACCAGUGGAAGUGCAUUUGCGCCCAUCAGUGGUGACGGCUCAAACCAAGUUUGCCGUGGUGAGAGCAUCACCGACAACCGGGCUGAGUACUUUACCGCGCAGCAUAUGGUGGCAACUCUUGAAGACUGCAAGUCGCUCUGUGCCAACUUCCAGGGAUGUGUUGGUAUCGAGUACAACGCUGGAGGUCAACGAUGCGAAAUCUGGACCCGACCAGAAGGCAUUGAGGUCACCAAGGAAGCUGCAGGCUACGUGUGCUUAAAGUACCUGCCAAAUGCCCCCACCACAACCAGCAUCAACCAAGCGCUCUUCCAACCCUUGUCCGGUGAUGGCACUGGACAAGUGUGUCGAGGCGAAGGGCCAGGUGACAACCUUCCGGAGUACUUCACGGUGAAGUACAACAUCCCCAGCUUGGAGGGAUGCCAGGCCGAAUGCGUGGCGGUUGCGGACUGCAAGGGCAUCGAGUACAAUGCAGGUGGAAGUCGAUGUGAAAUCUGGAUUCGUCCAGAGGGAAUUGGCUCGACCUUUCCUCUCGAUGGCUACACUUGCUUGGCCUACACACCAAAUCUACCCACCACCACAAGCACCACAUCAACACUCAACCCUGCACUUUUCCAGCCUGUGAUGGGAGAUGGAACAGAUCAGGUGUGCCGCGGUGUGAAUGCUGGUGACAAUGCAGAUACUUACUUCACGGUGACCAGCGCUGCCUCCCUGGAAGCAUGCAAAGUUGCAUGUGUGGGAUCGUCUAGCUGCAAAGGGAUUGAAUAUCAUGUCAGCGGCCGCUGCGAAAUCUGGACAAGGCCAGAAGGAAUUGGGACUACAAUGACUCUGGCAGACUACACGUGCCUGAGAUACGUGCCUGGUGCAAGCGAUCAGUGA